Cuscuta epithymum is the source of this 866-nucleotide messenger RNA. The record is from the annotation of a GenBank genome assembly. NCBI's taxonomy places the organism in Eukaryota, Viridiplantae, Streptophyta, Magnoliopsida, Solanales, Convolvulaceae.
CGGGAUUCCGGAUCGGGAUCCCGACUUAAUCGGGAUUUUAAUGUCGGGAUCCCGACUUAAUCGGGACGGGAUACGGGAUCCUCUUGUAGUUUGAAUCGGGGUCGGGACGGGAUCGGGAUUUGGGCAAUCGGGAUGGGGAUCAUCCCGAUCCCACCCCUAGUUUUACCCCAACUCCCGUUAGACAUCAUCCUUGUAAUUGAUGAGGUAUCCAAAUCAAAUUGCACAGUUGAUUUCACAAUCUUCUCUAUUUUCAAUAUGGGUUUCUCAAGGAAACCAUGAAUAAACAAUCUCAGGAUAUUGGCAGAAGUGUCAGGGAGAGAGAAAGCAAGGACAGAGCAAGAAUUGACCGGGUUAUUUCAAGUCGAGAUGGGAAGACCCUAGAUUCGGAAUUAUGUAUUGCAGCACAGAUAUGGACGGAGAGAAGGAUGAACGAUGGGAAAUUCAAAGCUUUUAUUGACACAAUGGCGAAUCUCUCGAAACCUUACCAUGGAGUUAAAGGGGAUGUUCUAGAUAAAGAGCAGAAGACUUUCAUAUUUCGCUUCAAUGAUUUGGAGGAUAAAAGGAGGGUUCUAGAUGAGCAACCAUGGCACUUUAAACGACACACAAUCGUAAUUAAUGAACUCCAUGCCUAGCUAGACCUUCUGAUGUUAAUUUAAGCUUUCUUCCCAUAUGGGCAAGUUUUUACGAUUUACCCAUGGGUGGACGUACGGAUGCUAGAAAUCUUAAAACACCUGGAGAUAGGGUAUAGUAGGUGUUUUCGUGGGGGCGGACCCUUCUGCCAGCAUGGUGAUUAAGGGUCUGUUUGCAACUCAUUAAAAAAAGUGUUUUUAACUUUUUUUUAAGAAAAAAGCACCAAUUUUAUCAAA